Messenger RNA from Dendrobium catenatum, 1677 nucleotides. RefSeq lists its product as uncharacterized. The record is from RefSeq and is a predicted model, not a curated record. The coding region runs from base 211 to 1458 and encodes 415 amino acids. The transcript is spliced from 2 exons. Lineage: Eukaryota; Viridiplantae; Streptophyta; Magnoliopsida; Asparagales; Orchidaceae.
UUAUUCAGGCACGCGCAUCCAAUCAAAAGGCACAAACUUUUUUCAACAUCUCUGCAAAAAGUCUUGACUUGAGAGUUCGGUUCAGAGUAGUAUUGUUUCUUCUUUAAUGGCUGGUUAGCAGUGAGCUAGAGAACCAAACUUCCUUGCUUUCCUGGGAUUCCUGAGCCUGCUCAGAGUUUUUGGUGAAAGGUGAACUUGCUUGGCUUAUUCAUGGACUCCUGCAAACCCCUUCCCCAAACAUUCAAUUCUUUUGCCGCCAUGGCUGGAACUAACAAGCUCAGAAAUGAUUCCUUCAUCAGCAGUUCUGAAAAACCGAGCUCCAUUGCCGAAGUUCUUACGGAUGGAUUCAUCGGCUCUCUUGAAAUAUUUGUUCACCAAGCAAGAGACAUCCACAACAUUUGCAUCUACCAAAACCAGGAUGUUUAUGCCAAGCUUUGCCUCACCAGUGACCCAGAAUCCUCAGUCUCCACCAAGACUAUCACUGGAGGUGGAAGGUUUCCAGUCUUCAAUGAGAACCUUAAGCUCAAUGUUCGAACCGUCGAUACCUCACUCAAAUGUGAGAUAUGGAUGCUCAGUAGGGUUAAGAAUUAUCUUGAAGACCAGCUACUUGGCUUUGCCCUUGUUCCUCUUUCUCAAAUUGUCAUGAACAAUGGUAAACUGGAAAAGGAAUUCUCCCUUUCCUCCACAGAUCUCUUCCAUUCUCCUGCCGGCUUUGUGUCGCUGACGAUAUCUUAUUCUGGUUCAACUCCAGAGCUUAUGGCGAUUGUAUCUAAUGUUGGACAUGCUGUGUUACCUGAUGCAGCAAAUGAUAACUCAAUCUCUUCUGAAUAUGUCAAUAUAGAGUUCCCUGACUUGAAGAUUGUAUCUGAAAACAAGAUGAUGAUUUCAGAAUACUUUGGGAUUUCAUGCCCCAAUACAGAGUCUCAAAACGGCGAAUGUCGUGUUGAUUGCCCUGAUAAUGAUGCCCAAGAAAGGAAUGUUCAGAUUUUCUCGACCGACAAUAGCUGUAUCGCCAUUGGAGUUGCGGAUAAGGAUUCUCCUUUAAGUAGUGGUUCAGCUGAUGUGCCUACUGUGACAAAUGCAGCUAAUUCUCAGGUUGUUUCAGAACCAUCAGGCACUACUGAAUCUCCAACUGAGAAAAACAAAACCAGUGAAGUUGCAGAUGGUGAUACCAGUUCCCCUGAUGCAGCAGAAAAGCCAUAUGUUCUUCCUCUGAUCAAGAUCAAUCUUGAGCCCGAGCAACCAGUGAUACAACAGGAGAUAGUCGACAUGUACAUGAAAAGCAUGCAGCAAUUUACAGAGUCAUUAGCUAAGAUGAAGCUUCCUAUGGAUAUAGAGAAUAACAAUGGCGGUGGUGAAGCCGGUAAUGACAAUGAUCCUGCUUCUGACAAGAAACCACAGGCUUCAGAGAAGACAAGUACUCCCAGGGUUUUCUAUGGGAGCAGAGCUUUCUUCUAAUUACUGGAUCUUCUCUGAUGAGAUUUCAGAUUUCUAUUAGGUACUAGUUGAACUUGUUAUGAACAUCAUGCAGAAAUCUAUGCACUUUUUUUGCAUGUUGAGUAGGUUAUGAGAAAGUAAGCUGAGCAUUAGCUCCUUCUACUAUCAUGUAUCACUUGUUUCAUGAACUGUUUACUUUUAACCAUGAUAUGAAUGCCAUUUGCAAUCAGUUGUUUAACA